AUGACUGCAUUGCAUUCCUCAUGUGCUAACGACCACGUCGAAGUUUCCAAACUUCUUCUUGAAUGUGGUGCUGAAAUAAACGCUCAGGACGACGACGGAGAAACUCCUUUGCACUAUGCUUGUCGUUCUCAAAACAUUGAAGCUGUUAAACUUUUGAUACAGUAUGGAGCUGUGGUGUGUUCAAAAGAAAAAUUGGAGGUAACUCCACUGCACAUUGCGUGUUGUGUAGGAAACAUCGAAAUCGCCAAAAUUCUCUUGAAAAAGAAUGCAGAUGUUAAUGCCAAAAAUGCUGAUGGGGAUACUCCACUGCACUGUGCAAUUCAAUAUAACCACGUCAAUACAGCCAGAUUUCUAAUUGAAUGUGGGGCUGAAGUCAAUGCUCACAAUGCUAACAGAAAAACCCCAUUACACUAUGCAGCUCAUUAUGACCAUCCUCGUGCUGCCGACCUAUUGCUGCAAUGUAGAGCUCGAGUAGACGAACAAGACAACGAAGGGGCCACUCCUUUGUUCUGGGCGAGCAGCCUUGGAAACGAUAGAGUAGCAAGAGUUCUUAUCCGUCAUAAUGCCGAUAGAAGUGUUUUAAUCAACGCUCAGAGCAGUAUGCCGUACACAGGAAGCGCUUACAAUUACAAUGAAAAUUUCCCGUACUCAGCGAGAACAAACUACAGUAGUGUCAACUAUCAGCAGAACAUGAAUGGGACUGGACAACGCAUCGCAAUGAAUUCAGCCCAAACGCAUUUGCCUUAUCAGUCAAACAGCGCUCAGCCAAGAGGCUUUUACGAUAACUAG
This is a messenger RNA of Enterobius vermicularis (human pinworm), 789 nucleotides long. Lineage: Eukaryota; Metazoa; Nematoda; Chromadorea; Rhabditida; Oxyuridae. The record is from the annotation of a GenBank genome assembly.